Nezara viridula (southern green stink bug) is the source of this 255-nucleotide messenger RNA. The record is from the annotation of a GenBank genome assembly. NCBI's taxonomy places the organism in Eukaryota, Metazoa, Arthropoda, Insecta, Hemiptera, Pentatomidae.
AUGAUCGGGCUCUUCGCUAAUGAAGGCUGGAACCGGUUCCAGGCCCCUUGUGCCGUGGCCGCCGCCGGGCUGUGGUCUUCCAGGUCGGCUCCAGGCUUACAUAAAGCGCCGGGCCUCAGCUUCAAGUGGUUGUCAACCUUUAGAACUAUCCCAAUCAACAAGAGCCAUCCUCAGAGCUCUCCUGUUUUCCAGUUCGGACUGGAAGGUAAAAAGUUGGCCCCUCUCCAAGACAAAAGGCCCCCCAGAACUCAUUAA